Molecule: messenger RNA, 237 nt
Organism: Suillus plorans
Lineage: Eukaryota; Fungi; Basidiomycota; Agaricomycetes; Boletales; Suillaceae
Product: NADH-ubiquinone oxidoreductase 12 kDa subunit
Exons: 3
Coding region: 1-237 (78 amino acids)
Source: RefSeq, a predicted model, not a curated record
AUGUCCGAGUUCGCAGACAAAGCCGAGUUUAUAAAAUCAAAACUCCAAGAACGCGAAGAGUUCGUUCGUGAGUCUUGGGUGAAAGCCAUGGAAGCCCGACUUGUACGCGACGAGCUCGUGAAAUGUCAUCGGCUUGAGGGUGUUAACCACCUGGAGAACUGCAGAUGGCUCUCGGACAAAUAUAUUUCAAUGCUCAAAGAAAACAAGGUCAAGGGCUACAAAAAGAUUGAUUUCUAG